AUGGCUCAAGAACAACUGCGCGUCCUUGUGGUCGGCAACGGUGGACGCGAACAUGCGUAUGCCUGGAAGCUGAGCCAAUCGCCCCGCGUCGAUAUCGUCUACGUCGCUCCAGGCAAUGGCGGUACUGCUCAGGGCGCCUCCAGCAAGAUUACCAACGCCAACGUUAAGGGAGACGAUUACCCUGGCCUUGUCGAGUUUGCGCAGAAAAAUGGUGUCAACUUGGUCGUUCCUGGGCCUGAGGCACCCCUUGUGGACGGCAUUCAAGGCUAUUUCCAGGCAGUCGGAAUUAGAUGCUUUGGGCCUUCCAAGGCUGCAGCCCGCAUGGAGGGAUCCAAGACCUUCUCCAAGGACUUCAUGAAGCGUCACAACAUCCCCACCGCCGCAUACCAGAACUUUUACGAAUAUGAGCCCGCACGUCAGUACCUUGACUCUGUGAACCACAACGUUGUCAUCAAGGCAGAUGGGUUGGCAGCUGGUAAAGGUGUCAUUAUCCCUCAGACUAAGGAGGAGGCCCACAAAGCGCUCCGCGAAAUGAUGCUGGAUCAUCAGUUUGGAGACGCUGGUAAUGAGGUUGUUAUCGAGGAGUAUCUUGAGGGUGAUGAACUCAGUAUCCUCACCUUCAGCGACGGCUAUACGAUUCGCUCCCUCCCUCCUGCACAGGAUCACAAGCGGAUCUUCGAUGGUGACCAGGGUCCUAACACUGGCGGAAUGGGCUGCUAUGCUCCAACUCCCAUCUCAUCGAAGGAGGUUCUGGAGGAGAUCGACCGCACCAUUGUGCAGCCAACAGUUGACGGCAUGAGAAAGGAUGGUUUCCCCUUUGUGGGCAUCCUCUUCACCGGUCUCAUGAUGACCAAGGACGGCCCUAAAGUCCUUGAAUACAAUGUCCGUGGCGGAGACCCGGAAACCCAGACCUUGCUCCCGUUGCUCAGCGACGAUACCGACCUGGCCCAGAUCAUGGUUGCUUGCACUGAACACUGGCUUGACGGUGUGGACAUCAAGAUCAAACCCGACUUCUCCACCACUGUCAUUGCCGUAGCGGGUGGUUACCCCGGCUCCUACGCUAAGGGCAAGGCAAUCACUCUGGAUCCGGCACCUGAAGACACAUUGAUCUUCCAUGCCGGCACGAAACUCUCCGGCAACGAACUGCAGACCAACGGUGGCCGUGUUAUUGCUUCCACCGCUACUGCAUCCACUCUCGAGGAAGCACUCCGCAAGAGUUACGCUGGCAUUUCGACAAUUCACUUUGAAGACAUGUUCUACCGCAAGGAUAUUGCGCACCGUGCCUUCAGACAGAGAGACGCAGCUGCUUCCCAGCAGCAGCAGGCUCUCACCUAUGCCUCUGCUGGUGUGUCCAUCGACGCUGGCAAUGAUCUCGUCAAUAAGAUCAAGAGCUGUGUCGCUCGUACGAAGCGCCCUGGCACGGACGCUGUGAUUGGUGGCUUCGGAGGUCUCUUCUCCCUUGCGGCCGCCAACUCUGCAUACCACCCUGAAUCUCCUACUCUGAUCGGAGCGAUUGAUGGCGUCGGAACCAAGUUGAAGAUUGCCCACACUGUGGGUGUGCACGACACCGUAGGAAUCGAUCUGGUGGCCAUGAACGUCAAUGACUUGGUUGUCCAGGGUGCCGAGCCCCUCUUCUUCCUUGACUGUUACUCUUGCGGCAAGCUGGACGUCGAGACCGCUGCCGCCUUCGUGACCGGCGUCGCGGACGGUUGCGUGCAGGCGGGCUGUGCCUUGAUCGGUGGUGAAACUGCCGAGAUGCCAGGUCUCUUCGUCGACGAGACCUACGACGCCGUUGGUGCCGCCGUCGGUGCCAUCAACACCACCGGUAAGAACGCCAAGUCCAUCCUGCCGGCCACCUCUGCCAUGCAAGCCGGUGAUGUCCUGCUCGCAUUGGCGUCCUCUGGCCCCCACUCCAACGGAUACUCGUUGGUCCGUAAGAUCGUUGAGAGAUCCGGACUGAGCUACAACGACCCUGCCCCCUUCACCAUGCCUUUCUCUUCCUCCGAAUCUCUGACCAUGGGCCGCGCCCUCCUCACCCCUACCCGCAUCUACGUCAAGCCCAUCCUGAAGGCUCUGUCAAUCCCGCCCUCCAACGGCGCCAGCGGUUCCUCCGCCAUCAAGGGUCUCGCCCACAUCACCGGUGGCGGUCUGGUCGAGAACGUGCCCCGCAUGCUUCCUUCGACCCUCUCGGCACACAUCAAUGUCUCCGCCUGGCAACUGCCCCCCGUCUUCUCCUGGCUCAAGAAAAACGGCAACGUGACCGCCACCGAGAUGGCGCGCGCCUUCAACUGCGGUGUCGGCAUGGUCAUCGUGGUCGAGAAGGGAUCCGAGGCCGCCGUCAAAGAACUCUUCGAGAAGGAGGGUGAAGUCGUCUACCAAGUCGGUGAACUCAAGCCCCGCCAGGACGGCGAGGAAGGCUGUGUACUCGAGGGUUUACAGACCUGGGAUGCUUGA
This is a messenger RNA of Aspergillus lentulus, 2454 nucleotides long. RefSeq names its product bifunctional aminoimidazole ribotide synthase/glycinamide ribotide synthase (gene ade1). The record is from RefSeq and is a predicted model, not a curated record. Gene Ontology annotation, molecular function: ATP binding; phosphoribosylamine-glycine ligase activity; metal ion binding. Gene Ontology annotation, biological process: adenine biosynthetic process; 'de novo' IMP biosynthetic process. Gene Ontology annotation, cellular component: cytosol. Lineage: Eukaryota; Fungi; Ascomycota; Eurotiomycetes; Eurotiales; Aspergillaceae.